Molecule: messenger RNA, 942 nt
Organism: Cydia fagiglandana
Lineage: Eukaryota; Metazoa; Arthropoda; Insecta; Lepidoptera; Tortricidae
Product: beta-1,4-N-acetylgalactosaminyltransferase bre-4-like
Exons: 7
Coding region: 1-879 (292 amino acids)
Biological process (GO): carbohydrate metabolic process
Cellular component (GO): Golgi apparatus
Molecular function (GO): galactosyltransferase activity
Source: RefSeq, a predicted model, not a curated record
AUGCUACGAGCUCGGCCGUUAUGCGAAUUAUUACCUCCGAAUUUAGGUCCCAUCUCAAUAAAUAGGUCAUAUAUAGACUUGGAAGAAUUGGACUCGCGUGCAUUUCCAGAGGUAAAGUGGGGCGGGCAUUUCUCGCCCCACGAUUGCACCGCCGUGCAUAAAGUUGCCAUUAUAGUGCCUUUCAGAGAUCGCAAGCAGCAUUUGCCGAUAUUUCUAAACCACAUGCAUCGGUUCUUAAUGAAACAAAAACUAGAAUAUGGUAUAUUUAUUAUCGAGCAAGUAAGGUCUGACUACUUCAAUCGUGGUAAGCUCCUGAACGUAGGUUUCCUGGAGAGUCAGAACGUGAGCCAUUGGCACUGCUUCAUAUUCCACGAUAUCGACUUGCUGCCUAUGGACCAGAGGAACAUCUACUCCUGCCCGCUCGAGAAGCACCCAAGACACCACGCUGCUGCUGUCGACAGACUACAUUUCAAGCUACCAUAUACUGAUUUAUUUGGCGGUGUGACAGCUAUGACGUUGGAACAAUUCAAGAAAGUCAAUGGGUUCUCCAACCGAUACUGGGGCUGGGGCGGCGAGGACGAUGAUAUGUGUUACAGGUUAUUCAAGAUGGGUUACCGUAUCACACGUUACAAUAUGUCCGUAGCCCGGUAUAUUAUGCUCGGCCACUCGAAAACACGGGCCAACCCAAAAAGAGGUCAAAUCUUGUCUGGAGUGAAAGGAAAAAUGAAGAAAGACGGAUUAUCGUCAGUAGAAUACUUGGUUAUGAAGAGAAACCUUCAUCAGCUGUACACGCACAUCAUUGCGGACAUCAAUGAGGAUUUGGAAAGUCUUAAACUAACAUAUCUCGCACACAUGCUGUUUGGUGAUAAAUUGUCUUGAGUGAAAGAAAAAAAACCAGACAAUUGCGAGUCGGACUCGCCCACCGAACCGAGCGAGCCAAAU